CUUUCCUCAGUGAGAUAGACAGAGCAAAUUUCAACAGAAGUAAAGGAGUAGAAGUGAAGUGAAGCUGAAUUUCAUUCCAGGAUGAAGAUUCUCAUCAUCUUCACCUUCUACCUGAUCUCAGGUCCAGUAGACUGCUCUGAUGUGAUUGGUUACUCAGGAGGAAGUGUCAUUAUAUUCUCUAACAUAAAGUGGUACGACCACAAUAGUAAAUAUAUUUGUAAGGUGGACGGAAAAGACUGCACUGAUAUAAUACGUGCUGACACCAAACGCCACCAAGUUCACGAUGGAAGAUUUAUGUUGUAUUCAAACACAGAAAACUUCUUCUUAGUAUUGAUCAGAAAGCUGAAGCCACAGGACGCUGGAACAUACAGAUUUGGUUUGGGGAAUCAGAGCAACUCCACUGUGAACCUAAAAGUUCAUAAUAAUGCAUCUUGUGGGGUGCCAAAAAUAAUGAACGCUUGUCUUGGGCAAAAUAUCACCAUCACCUGUAAAUAUCCAGGGGAGUAUGAGAGAAACAGCAAAUAUGUCAACUCAGUGGAUGAUGACAAUUUUAUUAAAGCCAUUCUUGAUACUAACACAAAAUUUCAGAACGGCAGAUUCUCCAUUUCUGAUGACAGAAGUGCUAAAGUUCUCAGUGUGAACAUCAGCGACGUGAGAGAAGCUGAUGAAGUAUUUUAUUUAUUUGGCGUGUGGAACGGAGCAGGGUCAGUCAGAUAUUACUCCUACUUUACAGAGAUGUAUCUACAUGUUACAGGAUUGAGCGCAAACAUUCAACCAGCAACAACAGGGUCCUGCAUGAUGACAUCAGCAGCACCGAGAGAAACUCCAUCUCCAUUGUGUUUCAGUUCCUCUGUCAUCAUCAUCAUCAGUGUGUGUGUCUGUGUGGCUCUGCUGCUGAUUGGAGGAUUUGCACUGAUCAUCUACAAACUGAGAUGCAAGAGAAUACAAGAUUAUACUCCUUCAUCCAAGAGGAGAGACAAUAAUCCAGUGAGUAACUGUUUCCAUGUGGGUGUGUGUGAGUGUGUGAGUGUUCUCGAGUAACUGUGUAGCAUUAUUUUCAUAAGUGCUUGUUUUUGG
This is a messenger RNA of Pangasianodon hypophthalmus (striped catfish), 1077 nucleotides long. RefSeq lists its product as uncharacterized. The record is from RefSeq and is a predicted model, not a curated record. The transcript is spliced from 6 exons. Bases 82 to 1041 code for a protein of 319 amino acids. Lineage: Eukaryota; Metazoa; Chordata; Actinopteri; Siluriformes; Pangasiidae.